Xenopus laevis (African clawed frog) is the source of this 3273-nucleotide messenger RNA. RefSeq names its product GDNF family receptor alpha 2 L homeolog (gene gfra2.L). The record is from RefSeq and is a predicted model, not a curated record. The transcript is spliced from 9 exons. Lineage: Eukaryota; Metazoa; Chordata; Amphibia; Anura; Pipidae. The coding region runs from base 1047 to 2414 and encodes 455 amino acids.
GUCUCCCAUUUACUCCUUUUGAUCACACACUCACUUCUUAUUCUUCCUUCUACCUCUCUCUCUCUCUACUCAGUCUCACUCACACUUCUCCUCUUACUCUCAUCCUUCACCUGCUUCACUCUGUUACUCACUCUCUUAUUUUAUCCCACUCUGUCACUUCCUCCUGGGAAGUUCUAUCAUUCCCCUCCUCAUUAUUCCUCCUCCAUCUUUUCAUUUGCUCUCACAUACGCACUCUUUCACACACUUGUCUUCACACACUUACAUUUUCACCACCCAACACCCACUUCUGUAUCUACUUUCACACUUUAUAGCUGACAAUAUCAUUCCUUGCUCCUUCAUUCUAAGUCUUCUUACACUUCAUUUUCACCAACUUUAUACCGUAUCACAUAUACUAUCUGAUAGUUUCCUUUUUUUCUCUCUCUAAUCCAUACACUUCCAUUGGCUUUCUAUCACUCAGUUUCUCCCACCUUCUUUCACUCACUUUCUCUCCCUUUGAUCUCAUCCAACUCACACUUACUCUCUCUUGUACUCUCCCUUCUCCUCCUCCACUUUCUCUCUGACAAAUCAGCCACCUCUUACUCUCUGUAGUCAUUCCCUCUCCUGCCAUCAGUUACACUCAGACAAAUCUUAUCACUUUGUAUGUCUUUUAUCUGACUCUCUGAACCGCUAUUUCCCUGUUUCUUUUUCUGUCAAAAUCUUGCUCUAUCUCUGGCCCUAUUGGUUUCUUUUACCUAUUUUAACCAUUCUAUCCAUUGAUCUCACAAUUUCUGUUACACAAACACACAAACACACACUCUCCUCCUCCUUCUCUCGUUCCCCCCUUUCCCUCACAACCCUCCCUCUCUCUCUCACAGUUCAGAAGCAGAAUCUUUCGGCUCAGCAUCUUGCUGUGGGAUUUUUCUGCAAUCAGCUCUUUUCCUCUGAAGGAUGUUUGAAACAGGAUCCAGAGCUCACACGGCCAGUUAGAAGUCUCAUUUGGUGGAGUUGGAGGACAACCAGGAUUUCUCUUUAGAAUUCCCGUGAACUGGACUAAAUUCCUUGGAAACAUGAACAUGCUCACCCCAAUGGUACCCUACAGCCUCUUCCUGCUAGCCCAGACGGCCCUUACUUUCUCUCUGUCACCUUCUGUCUCCUGGCCAUCACAUACGGACUGUGUCCAUGCCAAUGAGCUGUGUACGGCAGACCAAUCCUGCAGCUCAAGGUAUAGAACAUUACGUCAGUGUCUGGCUGGGAGAGAUCGUGAUACUCUGCUGUCCAGUCAGGAAUGCAAGAACGCCAUGGAGGUGCUUCAGGAGAGUCCACUUUACCUGUGCCGCUGCCGCAGAGGCAUGAAAAAAGAGCUACAGUGUCUCCAAGUUUACUGGGGCAUCCAUGCUGGUCUGACAGAAGGAGAUGAGUUCUACGAAACGUCCCCAUAUGAGCCAGUCACUUCCAGGUUAUCUGACAUCUUCCGUCUGGCGUCGAUCAAUUCUGGUUCUGAGCCCGUCUCAUCUAAACAUAAUGCCUGCCUGGAUGCUGCCAAAUUCUGCAACGUGAAUGAUGCAUGUAAGCGACUCCGCUCCACCUAUAUAUCAACCUGCAACACAGGAGGAGGAGAAGGCGAGAACUGUGCCCGACGCAAGUGUCACAGAGCCCUGAGGACUUUUAUUGAGCGGAUUCCAGCCGAUCUCUCCUAUCCCCUUCUCUUCUGCCCUUGCCGAGACCAGCCCUGUGCAGAGCGACGGCGUCAGACUGCGGUGCCAGAAUGCUCUUUCAAGCGCCCAGAGAUGCCCAACUGCAUGGAAAUUUGGGCAAACUGCAGGCAGGACCCUGUGUGCAGGUCCAGGCUAUCAGAUUUUAUCACCAACUGUCAGAGCUCUCCUCAGUCUGUGAGCGGGUGCAUUCGUGAUAACUACGCAGCUUGCCUGGGGGCCUAUGCAGGACUUAUUGGCUUUGAUGUUGCCCUAAACUUCUUGGACUCUGACCCUCACUCCAUUUCCAUCGGGCCCUGGUGUUCAUGCAAUGGAAGUGGAGAUCAGGAGACAUGGUGUGAGAGAUAUCUCAAGGAGUUCACACAAAACCGCUGUUUGAGGAAUGCAAUUCUGGCGUUUGGGAAUGGCACAGAUGUAGUACAUAGACAGAGCGUGACCAGUGCACCCCGCACUACAAUCACCCCAAAAGUUGAGGCGAGUAAUGUCCUUCCAGAUAAUCAGAGUGACAGCAAUAUCUUACCCGAGGUUGACCCUGGCAUCUGCACAUCCUUCCAGGAGAUAAAGAAUAGCAGCACUCCAGAAUUAAGAAUAUGUGUCUCUGAGUCUCAGCACAACGUACCCAAUUUGAGGACAGACGAGGAAAGCCAUUCUGGGACACAGCAACUCCAAGCUUCAAUUCUGUACAUCACCUUCACCCUUGUUUUCCGUCUCUCUAUGUCCUAAAGCCUCCCGAUGAGUGGAGAUGCUACCCCUUUUAAACAAAGGACUGAUUCCCGACCUUUAUUCAUUAAAAGUCCUUGAAAUUGAAGGUCAAUGAGGAGCUUCUUCUCUAGGAUAGAGGACAUAUACAGGGGAGGGGACAGAAACAAAUCAGAUGUAAAAAUGUAAUUCAAAUUCACCAAAUUUUGCUUGGUGGGAAAUGCUUCCCAACUGACCAAUGUACAUAUUGACAAUUAAAAUAAUAUGAAUAUAUAUAUAGGAACAACAUGUAUGUAUGUUGCUUGUAAACUGGAUUGUAAGAGUAGCAAUGCAAUGAAUGGGAAAUAUGGGAAAUACGGGAAACUGAUUGAGGAAUGCUUUACACCUUAUCUAGAUGUAUGGGUAAUGGAUAAAUACCUUGAGUUUUUUUUUAUUGGAAGGGAAGUUAUGGACCUUGGGUUGCUUUUGACAAGGAAUUAGUUUAAUGAUGCUCUUCAGGUUUCAGGUUUCAGGAGUAUGAGUUGUAUCUCAGCUUUAAAUGGAAAAGAAAUUCUUUGAGUUUUGGUGUCAGUUUGGUAAAGUUCCUCUCUCUUGUAGGGGCAUAGGAAAGGCGCUCUAUAUACAUCUAUAAUAGGAGAGAGGGUGCUGGCAGGAUAUUCUGCAGGUGAGGACAUGGUAUAGUCAUAAAGGACAAGUCAACUGUAAGAGAAAUGUUAUAGGAAAGAUGAGAAAGUAAAGAAGAGAAAUGAGAAAACUCUGGAAGGAUAGUUUAUUAGGUGCCUCUUUCUGUGCAUCUUUUGCUGUACAUAUCCCUAAAUAUUUAUAAUGCCCUCUGGAAUUGCAUUUUUCUUCAUUUUAUGAAUUAAAAUGUCUUGAUCCUAUA